Arachis stenosperma is the source of this 4527-nucleotide messenger RNA. RefSeq lists its product as uncharacterized. Gene Ontology annotation, cellular component: nuclear pore. Lineage: Eukaryota; Viridiplantae; Streptophyta; Magnoliopsida; Fabales; Fabaceae. The transcript is spliced from 9 exons. The record is from RefSeq and is a predicted model, not a curated record. Bases 395 to 4288 code for a protein of 1297 amino acids.
GAAUCAUCCAAAGUGUUGGGCCCACUCAGUACCCAGCAGUUGGCGCUCUCCUUUCUUUUUUCAACAACAACGUCCUUCGCUGCGGAUGACACGCUUUUCUCAUUCCCAUCUCACUCUUCCUUCUUUCUUCCCCUUUUCUUACUUCUCCUUUUUCCCUUAACCCUCUCACUUUUCUUCCUUUUCAUCCAACAUAACACAUUCUUCUCAAUCAUUCCAUAAAAACCUAGAUUCUUCGUUUCUUUUUCCGGAUGGGUACCAGUACCGUCCUUUGUCAAUCUCAAUUCUGCUCCCAUUUUUGGAUCCUCCUUCCCUUUCGUUGAUCUCAUUCCAAAGCUGGUUCCAUCAUUGAGGGUAAACCAGCAAUAGCAUAAUCACAAAGAAUAGCACUGUGAAGAUGGUUCUAGGAAUUAAAUCAAGGAGCAGAAAGAGUGGGCCAACACUAGUUAAGUACAUAAUCCAUAUUCAGGAGAUUAAGCCAUGGCCCCCUUCAUCAUCGCCUGUUUCACCAUCACUGAAAUCUGCUAAAUCUGUAGAGCUCCAAUGGGAUCAUGAUGGCCAAAGUUCUGGGUCUCUGUUGGCCAGUUGCGGCAAUGGGAAAAUUGAAUUCAAUCAAUCUCUCACAAUUUCAGUACUUCUGUCCAAUAAAGGCAAAUUCCGUGAAGGUUUUCAGAAGAACUUGUUAGAGUUCAACUUGUAUGACAAGACAGUAAAAAGUCAGCUCAUUGGAUCAGCUACGAUAAACCUUGCAGAGUUUGGAAUUAUUAAGGAAACAAAAGAUAUAAGCACUGUGUUGAGCACUAAGAGGAGUUUCAGGAGCUCGGCACAAACGACUCUUUAUGUUGCUAUUCAGCCAAUUGACACAGAGAGUUCCAGCUCAUCGCCAAACAGCAGCUUGUCAAAAGAAUUUUCAGUAGACAGGGAAGAUAGCGAAUCCGUCUCAGUAUCACGGUCUGAAAUUGUAUCGGCAGCGCAUUCUGUUGAUGAUGAUGAUGAUGAACUUGAAAUAGCGUCUUUCACCGAUGAUGAUGAUGAUGAUGAUGAUGAUGAUGAUGAUGAUGAUGAUGAUGAUGCAAUUCCUGCAAAUAAAUUGCAAAACAUCAGAUCCGAUUCACAGAAUACUGGGAGUGUCUCCCCUCUAAGUGAAAAUGACAGCAUCAAAGCUAUCAAGGUUGGAACAAAAGGAUCCAAUGGAAAAUCUGUUCUCUCCUUAGGAAGCACCACUUCUAGCUCACUUAAAAGCACAAAGGGUGAAGCAUCCACACAGUUCAAUGGCAGCAAAUCACCCCCUUCACCUACAGUUGAUCCUUCGGAUAUGGGAAUUCGAAACGCAAAAGAUGAAGCAUCCACACAGUCCAAUGGCAUCAAAUCACCCUCUUUAUCUGCAAUUCGACCCUCGAAUAUGGGAACUCGAAAUGCAGAAGGUGAAGCAUCCACACAAUUCAAUGGAAUCAAUUCACCCUCUUCUCCUGCAGUUUGGCCCUCAGAUAUGGCAAUUCGAAACCAAAAAGGUGAAGCAGCAUCCACAGAGUUCAAUGGCAUCAAAUCACCCCCUUCACCUGUAGCUCUGUCCUCAGAUAUGGGAAUUCGAAAUACAAAAGGUGAAGCAUCCACAGAGUUCAAUGGCAUCACAUCACCCUCUUCACCUGCGGCUUUUCACUCAAACAUGGGAAUUCGAAACACCGAGGGUGAAGCAUUGACAGAGUACAGUUGCAAUAAAUCUCCUUCUUCAUCCAUAGUUCUGCCGUCAGAUAUGGGAAAUGCUACAAGUGGCAGGCAUUCUUCAUCUAAAAUUUACAAGGAAAACAUGGAGGCUACUGAUGAAUGUUCUGAAAUUUCAGAAAGCAUUCAACGAUCACAUCGGCGAAAUUUCAGUAAGGGUGAAAUUUUUGAAAGCAUAUCUUCAGCUUCAUACAACUCACCAAGUAGGCAACCCAUCUUUGGAAGAUCUCCCCAAUCUCAAGUUGCUCGAGAGGGUAGGUUUACUAAGCAAAACGUGAAGGUUACCAAUGAAAGUUCUGAGAUUCCAGAAAGCACUCAACAAUCACAUCGGCGAAAUUUCACUGACAGUGAUAUUCUUGAAAGCAAGUCCUCUGCUUCAUACAAUUCAUCAAGUAGGAAACCCUUCUUUGGAAGAUCUUCCCAAUCUCAAUUUGCACGAGAGGAUAGGUUUGGUAAGGAAAAUGCAAAGGUUACCAAUGAAAGUUCUGAAACUCCAGAAAGCAUUCAACAAUCACAUCGGCGAAAUUUCACUGACGGUGAUAUUCUUGAAAGUGUAUCUUCCGCUUCAUACAAUUCAUCAAGUAGGCAAUCCAUCUUUGGAAGAUCUUCCCAAUCUCAAGUUGCUCGAGAGGAUAGGCUUUCUAAGAAGCAUAGUGGAAGUGAACAUGGGUAUAAUGAAUAUGAUCAGGAGAAUGCAAAUAGUGUUUUUGACACUGACGAUUUGAAGGAAAAAGAGGAAAUGGAAGAGAUAAAAGAACAGGAACAGUUUACCAUGAGGAAUGAAGUUGUUGAUAAUUUUUGUGAAGAUGAUUUUACUAGGAAAUCAGAAUUGAAUAACAGUGUACCUUCACCCAAAAUGAUAUCACAUGAAAAUCCAACGCAUAAUCUGCUUAAUGAUAAUGCAGAGGAUGCAAGUACUGCAAGGUUUGAUUUACAAUCUGUUGAGAACAGGAGUGAGACCCUAGAUCAAGCAGAGGAAAUUAAUGAUGUUGAUGUCGGUGGCACGUGUCAUGAAAACGUUAAUCGGACUGAAGAGUUUAUUGAUGAUACGACUGAAUCAGAAAGCAUUAAUCGGACUGAAGAGUUUAUUGAUGAUAAGAUUGAAUCAAAAGCUAAAGUUAAAAUGCUUCUACAAGAGCUGACAGAGGCCGCUGCUCUUGAAGUUUCACUGUAUUCAGUCAUUGCUGAACAUGGUAGCUCGUCAAACAAGGUUCACACACCUGCUCGGCGCCUAUCUAGAUUCUAUUCCCAUGCUUGUAAGGUUGGCACCCCUGCUAAUAAAGCUAGUGUAGCCCAAAGUGCUGUCUCGGGAUUUGUAUUGGUUUCUAAAGCAUGUGGAAAUGAUGUUCCAAGGUUGGCAUUCUGGCUCUCAAACAUGAUAUUGCUGAGAGCACUUGUGAGCAAAGAGCUUGACAAUGCACCCAGCAAUGGAAUUGAUGCUCGUCCUCGUGAGAAUGAAAAAGAAAAUAUAGAGAAUCAUUUUCCUAGCUGGGAGGAGCCAGAAACGUUUUUAGUUGCAUUGGAAAAAGUUGAAGCUUGGAUAUUCUCUCGAAUAGUCGAGUCUGUGUGGUGGCAGACUCUGACUCCGUAUAUGCAAUCAGCAGCUGCUAAGAGCUCUGGCUCAAGGAAAACUAGUGGGAAGAGAAAAGGUAUAUGUGAUGACGAACAAGGAAGCUUUUCCAUUGAUUUAUGGAAAAGAGCUUUCAACGAUGCUUGUGAAAGGCUUUGCCCUCUUCGAGCUGGAGGGCAUGAGUGUGGUUGCUUGCCUUUGAUAGCUAGCUUGGUGAUGGAGCAGUUGAUAAACAGACUUGAUGUGGCGAUGUUCAACGCCAUUCUACGUGACUCCACAGAAGACAUGCCAACAGAUCCUAUUUCUGACCCCAUUAGUGAUUCUAAAGUUCUUCCUAUUCCAUCUGGAAAAUCAGGCUUUGGGGCUGGUGCUCAACUAAAGAAUGCUAUCGGUACUUGGUCAAUAUGGCUUUCGGAUUUAUUUGGCGUUGAUGAUAGCGACGAUCUUGACGAUGGCAAUGAAAGUGAUGUUCCAAAACUUGAAUCAUCCUACAAGCCUUUCAGUCUUCUUAAUGCAUUAAGUGAUCUGAUGAUGCUCCCUUUUGAAAAGCUCACAGAUGCGGCUAUGAGAAAAGAGGUAUGCCCUAGAUUUGGCAUAGCAUUGAUAAGGAGGGUUGUCAACAAUUUCGUCCCCGAUGAGUUUUGUCCAGGGCCUGUCCCAGAUGCUGUUAUUCAGGCAUUGAAUGAUGAGAAUAUUGAAGAUGAUGAAGGGUCCAUCACAAGCUUCCCAUGCAAUGCUGGUUCCACAUCAUACACACCGCCUCCAUCUUCUUCGGUUGCGGCCAUGUUACAAGAUGUGGGAAGACAAAGUUCACUAAGAUGUGUUUCAUUUGCUCCUAUAAAGCUAUAUAACAGUGAUGAUGAACUUGAAAAAUUGGAUUCUCCCCUUUCUGCACUUGGACUUGGCAUUGAUGACUCAUCAGUUGCAGCAAUAAAGGGUGGUCGUAAGGUUCUUAGAUAUCAGCUCUUGAGACAAGUAUGGAAGAAUAGUCAAUCAUAACUUUUUUUUCCUAAUGAUUGUUUUACUUGCCUCUUGUGUAUAUUUUUUAUGUACAAUUUAGCCAUAAUGUUUAUUAAGUAAUUGAUAUCUGUAUAUUUAUGCUUUUCAAAAAAGAAAAAAAUAACGAAUCUGUAUAUCUAUGCAGUUUUUAGAGUAUCAUUUUUUUUCCCCAAUCUCGGCCUUGGAGAUAUUGUAUUUUCCGUUCUAUUAAAAUAUGCAAGUACACAGAAUUUAUAAGA